This is a messenger RNA of Pelodiscus sinensis (Chinese soft-shelled turtle), 1276 nucleotides long. The record is from RefSeq and is a predicted model, not a curated record. NCBI's taxonomy places the organism in Eukaryota, Metazoa, Chordata, Testudines, Trionychidae.
AUGAUUGCCUUAACAAGUCAUCUAAGCAAGGUGCUGCUGAUGAUACUGACGCAGAGAUUGAGAUCGCAGAUAGAAGACCAUCUAGUGAAUGAACAAGCAGGAUUCAGGAAAGAUGGAAGAACCAUACAGAAGAUAUUGGCACUAAGAUUGAUAGCGGAGAAAGUUUGGCGAAAGAACAAGAACAUCAGAGAAGGCGGCGGAGGGCGGAGCGCCCUGCCAGCUGUGCGCAUCCCGCCCCUCAGAGCUGCUGCGAAGGCGGGUUGUGGAACUCUUGCUGUGCUGGAACAAAAUGAAGCUGGGAUUUGUCUUUUCAGGAGUUUUGACUGGAAUGAUGGCCUCUUUGAUGUGACAUGGAGUGAGAACAAUGAACACGUGCUGGUCACUGCUAGUGGGGAUGGAUCUCUGCAGAUCUGGGACACUGCUAAACCCACAGGUCCACUGCAAGUCUAUAAAGAGCACACUCAGGAGGUUUACAGUGUUGAUUGGAGCCAAACUAGAGGAGAACAGCUAGUGGUGUCUGGUUCAUGGGACCAAACAGCCAAACUGUGGGACCCAGCUGUGGGGCGAUCAAUAUGCACUUUUAAAGGCCAUGAAGGCAUCAUUUACAGCACUAUAUGGUCUCCACACAUCCCAGGCUGUUUUGCAUCUGCCUCAGGUGAUCAGACUUUAAGAAUUUGGGAUGUGAAGACACCAGGAGUCAAAGUGGUGAUUCCAGGCCACCAGGCUGAGAUCUUGAGCUGUGACUGGUGCAAGUAUGACGAGAAUUUGCUGGUAACCGGCGCGGUUGACUGUAGUUUGAAAGGUUGGGAUUUGAGGAACGUCCGGCAGCCAGUUUUCAACCUCUUUGGCCAUACCUAUGCUGUAAGGAGAGUAAAAUUUUCACCAUUUCAUGCAACUUUAUUGGCCUCCUGCUCCUAUGAUUUCACUGUGAGAUUCUGGGAUUUUUCCAAGCCUAAUCCCUUGCUAGAGACUGUGGAGCAUCAUACAGAAUUUACAUGUGGACUAGAUUUAAGCCUUCACAACCCUGGUCAGGUGGCAGACUGCGCUUGGGAUGAAUUAGUGAAAAUCUAUAACCCAUCCUGCUUGGCAGUUCCUGUAUAGAGAACACCACUUUUCUCAGUGAAGAGAGUUGACUUGGCAAGAAGCUUUCUCUGCUCCCAGGAAACUAACCUCAUACUAGAUACAUUGAUAAUGUGACUUUAAUCCUCACGUCUCUUUUUAAAUAUGAUUUGUAGUUUUAACUGAAGAUAUUAUGAACUUGAGGAAUUAUUUUCUG